Molecule: messenger RNA, 1472 nt
Organism: Corapipo altera (White-ruffed manakin)
Lineage: Eukaryota; Metazoa; Chordata; Aves; Passeriformes; Pipridae
Gene: MAP2K2
Product: mitogen-activated protein kinase kinase 2
Exons: 10
Biological process (GO): protein phosphorylation
Molecular function (GO): ATP binding; protein kinase activity
Source: RefSeq, a predicted model, not a curated record
UCCCCGUUGCUCAGCGUGCUCCCAUCUCCUCCUCCUCUCCUCAGGGCGAACCUGGUGGACCUGCAGAAGAAGCUGGAGGAGCUGGAGCUGGAUGAGCAGCAGAAGAAGCGCCUGGAAGCUUUCCUCACCCAGAAAGCCAAAGUGGGAGAGCUCAAGGACGAUGACUUCGAGAGGAUCUCCGAGCUGGGGGCUGGAAACGGCGGCGUGGUCACCAAAGUGCAGCACAAACCCUCAGGGCUCAUCAUGGCACGGAAGCUGAUUCACCUGGAAAUCAAACCUGCCAUCAGGAACCAGAUCAUCAGGGAGCUGCAGGUGCUGCACGAGUGUAACUCCCCCUACAUCGUGGGGUUCUACGGGGCCUUCUACAGCGACGGGGAGAUCUCCAUCUGCAUGGAGCACAUGGAUGGCGGCUCUUUGGAUCAAGUGUUGAAAGAAGCCAAAAGAAUUCCCGAGGAAAUCUUGGGCAAAGUCAGUAUAGCGGUUUUACGAGGCUUGGCGUAUCUGCGGGAGAAGCACCAGAUCAUGCACAGAGAUGUGAAGCCUUCCAACAUCCUGGUGAAUUCCCGAGGGGAGAUCAAGCUCUGUGAUUUCGGGGUCAGCGGGCAGCUCAUCGACUCCAUGGCCAACUCCUUUGUGGGAACUCGGUCCUACAUGUCUCCCGAGCGCUUGCAGGGCACUCACUACUCGGUGCAGUCGGACAUCUGGAGCAUGGGGCUGUCCCUGGUGGAGCUGUCGAUCGGAAGGUACCCAAUCCCCCCGCCAGACUCCAAGGAACUGGAAGCAAUAUUUGGCCGUCCUGUGGUGGACGGGGCGGAGGGAGAGUCCCACAGCGUCUCGCCGCGGGCCAGGCCCCCAGGACGCCCCGUCAGUGGCCACGGGAUGGACAGUCGGCCUGCCAUGGCCAUCUUUGAACUGCUGGAUUAUAUAGUUAAUGAGCCACCUCCCAAGCUGCCAAGUGGAGUUUUCACGCAAGAUUUCCAGGAGUUUGUAAAUAAAUGCUUAAUUAAGAACCCGGCGGAACGGGCAGAUCUGAAGAUGCUGAUGAGUCACACCUUCAUCAAGCGCUCCGAGGUGGAGGAGGUGGAUUUCGCGGGCUGGCUGUGCCGAACGCUGCGGCUGAACCAGCCCAGCACACCCACCCGCGCUGCCGUGUGAGCCCCGCUGGCACCGCAGCUGCCUCUGGCACCACCUCCUCUCCUUCCCUCCGCCACAGAACUGCCCUCCUUCCUCCUCCUCCUCCUCCUCCUUUCCCAGCCCUCCCUUCCCCGAUUCCCAGCAGCCAAAGCACCGACCCCUCGGAAGCGUCUUCAUCGUCCGACCCCCCCUCCCUCCCCGGCCCGAGCGGGGUUGGUUUCUUUUGAUGUGUGUGUUAAAGGGAGGGGGGGGUGUUUUCCAGGCCUCUGCUCCGGCUCUGGAGCUCCUGACACUUUGGGAAUUGUGGUGCUGCUUGUGUUGAUUUCUUUUUUUUUUUU